CAGCCGCGGCUUUGUGUGUGACGCAUGCUCAGAUUAGCUCAGAGCGCUGCGCUGUUGAAGAGACUCCCUCACGCGCUGUUUCAGUUCAGAACAGCUAAUAGGAGAGGCACGCAGGUGAGCGACUGCAGUUCCUGAAGGACAGAUUGGUCCUCUAUUUUCCAUCAUUAAACAAAGCUCCUUAAAGACCUUUGUCACUACCUGACUCGCACUUUUUGUGCGAUGCCAAAAAGUGACACCUGGCCAGGGGGCGUUGCCAUCGAAUCUGUGUCUGGUAUGGACAGUGCAGGAAGCUGUGAUAGUGUGCUCAGCAUCAACUCUGGAUUUAGUGAUGACAGUCUUGAGCACCUUUCUGCUGAGGAGAGAGCAUGCCUCAUGUUUCUGGAGGAGACCAUUGAGGCUCUGGAGGUAGAGGAGGACAGCGGUUUGUCUAACGACGAGCCUGAUGGCCUAUCUAAUGGUCUGGAAGGAAAAACUGCUCAUCACACAUCCAUCUACCAAAACAAUACUGGGGAGCUAUCAGCCCAUGAGGAUCCAAACAAAGUGAUCGGAAGAGAUCGUAAACCUUCUCAGAAGUACCUUGUGCCAACUCCAUUGCUCCUUGCCAGUGGGAAUGCCAAGAUAGUCAGCAAACCAAUGGAAUCAUCUCACAUAGAAGCACCUGUGGCAUUUAUUGAUGCACCUGAUGGGUUCAGAUCAAGCCCUGACCAUCAACAACCUGGACGGACAGUUUCUGAAGAAGCUGCUUUGGAAGUAGCAACUGCUAAACCAAGAAUUGGACAAUCAAGUGAUGUAGUGGACUUGCCACCUUCCUUUAUACCUGAACCUCCAGUUAGAACAAGUUUGCCUAAUGACUCUAAAGCCAAAGAUGGCAUUCAUAAGAGUUUGGACGUGAAGCCUCAGCCGAAGCAGCAGAAAGUGUCCUCAGAGGUACCGCUGGAAUUCAUUCCUCCACCCUCAGACUUCAUGGAUGAACCAACCAAGAAGAUAAGCCUCACUUAUUCGCCACCACCUCCACCUGCUUACGAUGAGCCACCAGAAUGGAUUCCCGAACUCCCCAAAAUGGAGCCGCAUGUUUCUGGUGGAUCCAUCAAGCCAACCGAGGUGACCAAAUCAAGGAGUGUAGACCCAGAAUCGUCAAAAGCGCCAUUAUCCCACAAUGAGAUCGAAAACCUGCGCAAGAAGGCCUCCGUGAAGAAAGCACCUCACUUGACAACGAUAACGGUUGCACAGCAUUCUGCGGCAGACAAACCGAUGACACCUUCGCCAUCUUCAGAAUAUGUUCCUGCUGUGCCAAAAGAGUACAGCGACCCCAAAAGCCCACCAGCUGUGGCGCCCAAACCCAAGAAACUCCCAUCUAAUAUCAUCCUCAAAAGCCACAAAGACACCGGGAACACACAUCCGUUACUUCUGCAGAGCGAGCGCACUCAGAUGGAUCCCCAGAAGAUCCGAAUGGAGGCUUUGAAAAAAUUGGGCCUGCUAAAGAACGAAGAGGUUGAAACAGGCCACGGCGUCUCUCCCUCUCAUUCACCAACGUUCAGAACUAAAGCUCGUCCACAGUCUCCCUGUAACCCAACAGCAUCUGUAGAACCCGUGCAAGAACUAUCUAGACUAUCUGAAAGUCCCGUACCAGCGGACAUGCAACCACGUGCAGACACUCUAAAGCACCAAGACACAAAAAGCAGGGAAGGUUCAUUGAAGAAGCAACCAAUAAGGUCUUACGAAAUCAAAUCAGCCUCCCUGGAGCGCACAGGGAUUGGAAUGGUCAUUGAACCCAUGCCACAGAUGACAAACCCAGACAGGACCCGUGUUGAGUUGUCGCCAGGUCAGUUACGAAAGAGUCAAGCUCGACCUUCAUCUCUAGGGAGCGCAAAGGACUUUGGUAUUGUCUAUCAGGCUGAUGAUUCAACCAAAUCGCUCCACGCUGCUGCGGUUCAGCCAGGCAAUGAUGCCCAAAAGUUGCCCCGCUCCAAUGGAAUAAGCGUGAUGAUCUCCCCGCACGGUAAAAAUGGCGAGAACCGACGGGAAGCCUUGAAGAAACUGGGAUUACUGCGGGACUAAUAGAUGGUGGAAUGUAUUUCACAAUUUAUUCUGGGUAUUUGGACCAUUAGCAUUGAAAGGAAGAAUGCUGAAUGCUUUUGGUUCCGGCUUUUCGGCAUCUUUAAGUACCUUCUUAAGUAAUUAAUACAGUUUAAUAUAUGCACUUUCUUCUUAAUUGUUUUGGUAAGGCUACAUCCACAUGAAUCUGGAUGAAUUUGAAAAUGGCGUUUUCGUUUCGAAACGCUGUCCAUCCAUCCAUCCACCCAUCCAUCCAAGAGUUGAUUGUCCUCUCGUAAACAUCUGAAAACACAGGAAUGCUAAAUGAAGGUUGUACAACUUAACACUUAUCUUAUCUUGCUGCCUGCUUUCAUCGUUUUAUCUCUUAAGUGCGUCACAACUAAAUAUAUGUCAUUGUUUUGAAAUACCUCCAUCUUCAAAGGCCAUACUAAAACUCGAAAAUGCCAUUUUAAAAUGGAUCCGCUUGGGAAAAGCUCUGUUUUUGCUGGACAAAAACAUUGUUUCAGUAUGGGCCAAAACAUAGAGAUGCCUCAAAUGUUCUCAAUAGAUGUGUCUUCAAAUUUGUCCUGAUUUAAUGUGGAUGUAGCUUAAGAAAAGGAAAUGUAAAUACAUUUUAUUUUGGCACAGAAUUAAGAUAAUUAUGGCUUCCAGAUCACUUUCACUUUUUUUGUAUUAUGUAAAAUGUAAAUGUAGUUUGCAGUAUUUUCCUCCUAAAGAAUUGAAACAUUGCAUUCCAACAAGAUGAGUAUUCAGUUAUUCUAUAUUCUGAUUGUUUUUCAGUGGUUCAAAUCUAAUUGUUGGUGUAUAUAUUUCUUUGUGCCGUUCUCACUUUUUAAAUACUUUAAAAAAAAAAAAUAAAAGUUGUUAUUCUUGUAAAAGAACACUCUCUUCAUAAACAUUAAUACAUGCCUGUAAUUAAAUGCAUAAUAUUUUUCAUAUUUAUGAGGGAUUCUUGUUAAAGAUUUAGAUUACACUGAAGAGUUCAGACAUCUACAUUUUGGAGGAAUUGAGGAAAAAUCUGUAAAUAUGAUAUGUAGGCCUAUUGAAGUAUUAGGUUGACAUGACUAAUUCAAAAAUAGGAUCCUGUGUGGAUCCAUGAAACUUGGAGUCAAGAGUUCAUUGUCCUCGUCUCUGACGCACAAAUACCGAUCCAUGUUUUUCUUGUCAACAGAGUCUUGCUGAGGUAACAUUCUGAGAGUUCCUUUCGUAACAUCAGCUGCUGCUUUCAGACGAGGCAGGAACUUGUCAAACCUGAUCCGAGACAGGAGGGUUUUGUGAUCUGGGUGGUUAAUGUCCUGCUUUUCUUUGUCAUCAACAAUUUGAGCCUGCAAUGAGUUGGACUGAUCAGGUUUUCAGCUCAUGUACAUGCUUCGUCAAGCAUAACAAUAUCAUUUGUCAUUUGAACAGGUGCAGGAGUUUGUUUAUUUUACAAAAUAUCAUAAAUAAAAUGGCACAAUAAGGGCAAUAGCCUAUACAAAUAGACAGGAUGACAAUACAAUACUCUGCAGUACAAUACAACGGAUGCAAAGAUUUAAAACACUGAGGAACAAAUGACAAAAGUCAUCAAAAAGUAGCUAUGUCAGACUGUGGAUUGACAGCAAAUAAAAUGCCUUUGAGAGUGAAAA
Molecule: messenger RNA, 3680 nt
Organism: Megalobrama amblycephala (Wuchang bream)
Lineage: Eukaryota; Metazoa; Chordata; Actinopteri; Cypriniformes; Xenocyprididae
Product: specifically androgen-regulated gene protein
Exons: 4
Coding region: 220-2058 (612 amino acids)
Source: RefSeq, a predicted model, not a curated record